Trypanosoma rangeli is the source of this 1122-nucleotide messenger RNA. RefSeq names its product 4-nitrophenyl phosphatase. Gene Ontology annotation, molecular function: phosphatase activity. The record is from RefSeq and is a predicted model, not a curated record. The transcript has a single exon. Lineage: Eukaryota; Euglenozoa; Kinetoplastea; Trypanosomatida; Trypanosomatidae. The coding region runs from base 1 to 1122 and encodes 373 amino acids.
AUGGGGAAUGCGGUAAGCGUAGCGACGAAGGCCGCGGCAGUUCCCAGAAGAACUGUCACUGCUGCGGAAGUGGCGGAGUUGUUGGCCUCCGUGCGGUACAUUCUCCUCGACCUGGAUGGUGUGGUGUGGACCGGGCAACACGUUUUGCCCAAAAUUCCGCAAACCCUGGCGUACCUCCGCUCAUGUGGAAAGCAGAUCCGUUUCCUCACCAACAACGCCAGUGUCUCUCGUGCCGGCUUUGUGCGGAGAUUCCAGCGGCGAGGUAUCGAGGGCGUGCAGGAACACGAGGUGUACAACAGCGGUUUUGCCGCGGCGCUACGGCUUCAGAGCAUGUUGGCCGCAGGGAAGAGCACCGGCUCGGAAAGGCCGCUAGUGGAGAGAAAUGUAUUUGUCGUUGGCGAGGACGGGCUUCACGAAGAGGUGCGGCGUGUCUUGGCCCCGGGAUACAUCACCUACGGGCUUGAGCUGCACGACGCAGAAAAGUGUGGCGGUUACGAUGCGAACGUUUUAGCAACCGCGUGGGAGCGGCGCGUUCUUCCGGCGCCGCUCCAAGCUUCUUCCUGCGGAGUCACAGCGGCAGGCAGUGGCGCCGGGGGCAUCUCGCUUUCUGACCUCGAUCCUGCCGCGGUGGUGGUGGGCCUUGAUCUGCACUUUAACAUGCUCAAGCUUGCAUGUGCCUUGCUCUGUCUACAGGGGCGGCCUGCAGCGCAGCCAGUGAAUGCCGUUCCAACUGCCCCCGCGUACUUCAUUGCCACUAACGAAGAUCCUCAGAUACCCAUUGGGGAAGGCGGCGUGCUGCUCCCAGGCGCCGGUGGGAUGGUGAGCGCCUUGAGUACCGUUUCAGGGCGCUCUCCUGAUGCCGUUUGCGGCAAGCCGUACGUGGACAUGGCGAAGAUUCUCUUCGAGGAGGAAGGAAUCACGGACCCACAGGAGUGCCUGAUGGUGGGGGACAGGCUGACAACGGAUAUGGCGUUUGGGAAUGCGGCAGGCUGCAGGACGAUGCUUGUGCUGACUGGAGCGGAGAGUCUGGACGACGUCAGGAAGGCGGAGCAGGCCGGCCACACAUCUCUUUUGCCCGACUUCAUUGCGCCGUCGCUCUCCGUCUUUUUACCACCCGCGUAG